Messenger RNA from Phanerochaete carnosa HHB-10118-sp, 393 nucleotides. RefSeq lists its product as uncharacterized. The record is from RefSeq and is a predicted model, not a curated record. The transcript is spliced from 2 exons. Lineage: Eukaryota; Fungi; Basidiomycota; Agaricomycetes; Polyporales; Phanerochaetaceae. Bases 1 to 393 code for a protein of 130 amino acids.
AUGGCCGAGAACCAAGAUAGCGCCGCGCUCCUCAAUGGAAGCGCGAUGAAGCCAGACGCCUUUGACGGCACGAAAUCCAAGUACAUUGCUUGGAAGACCCAAAUGAAACUCUAUGUAGUUACGCAGAGGAAGCGGCUACCAGAGCAAUUCGACAGAGUCCUUAUGAUUCUGUCGUACAUGAAAGGUGGACACGCGGGCGAAUAUGUCGCCACGUUCAUGAAGAAAUACGACGCGGACGAAAACUCCGUGAUACAGACUACCAAGACACUAUGGGAAGACCUAGACAGGCACUUCCUAAUCGACGAGCAAGCCGAAGCCUAUGACCGUUUACAGGCGAUGCAGAUGGGAGCGCUGCGAACAUUCAUGACUUCGAGGCACAUUUCCAGGAGUUAA